AUGGGUCGUAAAAAGUUUGAACUGAAAUACAUUGAAAAUAGCAUCGCAAGGCAUAUAUCGUUCUCCAAACGCCGAGCUGGUAUUUUCCAGAAGGCUGAUGCACUUGCAAAGCUGUGUAAUGUCGAAGUUGCUGUCUUGAUCAAUUCUCUCGCUGGACAACCAAACAUAUUUGGAUAUCCAUGCUUCGAGGGUGUGGUUAAGCGUUUGCAAAACCCUAAUGCUAGAAAGAGAUCUUCUUCAUCCUCAGUGAAGCAAGCUAGGAUUCUAAAAAGUCAAGCCAAACUCGACCGCCUCACCGAGGAAUUGAAACUUCAGAAACAACGUGAAAACGUUUUGAAGAAGGCGCAAAAAGAGAGGCUUGAAAAUUACGAUAUGAAGGAGAUUAUACAUCUAAAAUUGGAGGAUUUAAUGACCUUCAAGAAAAUGCUUGAAGAUCACCGAAAUAAUUUAAAGAGGAAACGUGCAGAGUUGGAGGCUUCGUCAUCUCUAUUGAUGCUCUCAAAGAGUCAGAAGAAUAAGAAGAGGAAGAUGGUUUCUCUUGAAAAGUUUUACUGA
Molecule: messenger RNA, 555 nt
Organism: Arabis nemorensis
Lineage: Eukaryota; Viridiplantae; Streptophyta; Magnoliopsida; Brassicales; Brassicaceae
Source: the annotation of a GenBank genome assembly